CGUCAUACCCCCAAAGAAAAUAAACAAGAAAUGGGCCAGGUGGUUAAGGCUGGUGUCCAAAUAACAUAAUGCGACGGUGUAACUUAGCCAAUAUAAGAAUAUAUAACAUUUAGACAUAUAGGUAACCAGAACUACGUUUUUCAGUACGCUAUCAGCGCAACAUUGAAAUACAUGUUGUGCAUUUCUGAUGUGAUGAGCUAAGGCAUUCCAUGAUGGACAGUGAUCUAAGUCCUCAGGAUAAAAAAGACUUGGACAAGUUCAUAAAGUUUUUCGCUUUGAAGACAGUACAGGUGAUAGUCCAAGCUCGACUUGGGGAAAAAGUAUGCACACGCUCCUUGUCUUCACCUACUGGCUCUGAUUGGUUCAACCUGGCAAUCAAAGAUAUCCCAGAAGUUACACAUGAGUCAAAGAAAGCUCUGGCCGGGCAGCUUCCUGGCAUCGGACGGUCCAUGUGUGUUGAGAUCUCCCUCAAAACCUCAGAGGGAGACUCGAUGGAAUUGGAGACAUGGUGUCUCGAAAUGAACGAGAAGUGUGACAAAGAUAUUAAGGUGUCCUACACUGUCUAUAACCGCAUGUCAUUACUGCUCAAGUCACUACUGGCUAUCACAAGGGUAACCCCAGCCUACAAACUCUCACGAAAGCAAGGGCAUGACUAUGUCAUACUGUACAGGAUAUAUUUUGGAGAGGUUCAACUUACAGGAUUGGGAGAAGGGUUCCAGACAGUGCGUGUAGGAGUUGUGGGAACUCCUAUUGGAACCAUCACCUUAUCUUGUGCUUACAGGACAAACCUGGCCUUCAUGUCCACCAGGCAGUUUGAGAGGACGGCUCCGAUUAUGGGCAUAAUCAUUGACCACUUCGUUGAGCGCCCCUUUGGCAACAUGGGACACAUGCAUCCAUGUAACUACAGAGCACCCGGGGAAGAUGAAGGAGCAUACAAUGGGGUGGAGGAUUCUCAGGAAGUGUGCACCACGUCCUUCUCCACUUCUCCACCCUCACAACUCUACUGCUCUCGUCUUUCUUAUCAGUCUCCUGUGCUUGUUGGAGCUGCUGACUUCUGCCACCCCUCCAGCUUAAAUGCUGCCAACCCACACCAGAUGGAAUUUCCAGGGAAGGAGGGGGGCGUACCCCAGAAGGUGCCUGUGCAGCCUUGUCACGGAGCCCAGGCAGAGCAUCGACGAGUGUCCUCAUGCCCCCCUUCUGAUCAUGUUCCCGCCACGCCCUCCAGCAGUGGCGAGGACGCAGAGACCUCGUCGAGGAGCGUUGAGGUGAAGAGUGGCUCUCCCUGUGGUGUACUGGAGACCACCUUCACCAGGAAAGUGGGUGCCUUUGUCAACAAGCCAGGCACACAGGUAACCACAGCAAGCCUGGACUUACCAUUUGCAGCGUUUGCUCCCAGAGCCUAUGACCUCGAGGAAAAUGACCCUAUGGUUCAGCCGCCGGGGUCCUCAGCCACGUCCUCUCCCCUGCAGGGCAGUUUGCACUCCCAAGGCUCUGGUGAGAGUGGAGGCCCGGCACAGGACGACUUUGUUAUGGUGGACUUUAAGCCUGCGUUCUCCAAGGAUGACCUCCUUCCCAUGGACCUUGGCACAUUCUACAGAGAGUUCCAGAACCCCCCACAGCUCACCAGCCUCACUAUUGAUGUCAGUUCUCAGUCCAUGGCAGAGGACCUGGACUCUCUUCCUGAAAAACUGGCAGUAUACGAGAAGAACAUUGAUGAAUUUGAUGCAUUUGUGGACACAUUGCAGUAGGGAUAGAAAUGGAUCCACUGUCUCAAAUGACAAAUUAUCCCAUUUAGUCCAUCUGCAAGGUCCUGUUGUCUUUCAAGAUUGUUUGCAUUCAGCCUGUGUAUGCCUGUUCUUUCUUCUCGUAGUUGAAAUUCCACAUUGAUUUGUAAUCAGAAUGUUUCUCUUCAAACCUCACUGGUUGAUGUAUUGUAGAGUAAGAGAGCCUGUACCCAACAAUCGAAGACAUCUUUUAAAAAAAUUGCACGGUUUCUUUUCUGAUGUGAAUAACUGCAACGUUUGCUCUAGUGUUGAGCAGACUGUGUCGUAAUGUAAAUACCAGAUCCCCUCUCACCUUGCUGUUAUAGAACUUAGCACAUAAUAACAAAGACGUUCAGUUCAUCAAAGCCGUUGUAUUAUUGCUGUCCCGUGUGACACUGAGAACGUUCAUAGCAACUAUGGAGUCAGACGUGGCCAUGUUUUAGUAGAUGGGAAGAUAUGUAUGGCAAUUGGUCAAUAGUAGUGAAUCUAUAUCCAAGAAACAGCGAACAUGCUGUGUAGCUGAAUCUGUAUGUUGAAAAGUUCCUGUAGUUGUUUUUUUGUAAAUGGGGAGAAGUGUUGUCUACUUUCUUCUCUAGAUUACCAACUCUAGGCCACAAAUCACUGUGUCACUACAAAUGAUGUACAGUCACUGCUCACCUCUGAAUCACCAUAUAAAGCAAGCUUCCUUUUCCCCUA
This is a messenger RNA of Salvelinus fontinalis (brook trout), 2459 nucleotides long. RefSeq names its product autophagy-related protein 13-like. Gene Ontology annotation, cellular component: Atg1/ULK1 kinase complex; cytosol; phagophore assembly site. Lineage: Eukaryota; Metazoa; Chordata; Actinopteri; Salmoniformes; Salmonidae. The transcript has 17 exons. The coding region runs from base 210 to 1748 and encodes 512 amino acids. The record is from RefSeq and is a predicted model, not a curated record. Gene Ontology annotation, biological process: piecemeal microautophagy of the nucleus; autophagosome assembly; mitophagy.